Molecule: messenger RNA, 1026 nt
Organism: Musa acuminata AAA Group (dessert banana)
Lineage: Eukaryota; Viridiplantae; Streptophyta; Magnoliopsida; Zingiberales; Musaceae
Product: transcription factor bHLH18-like
Exons: 5
Coding region: 1-1026 (341 amino acids)
Molecular function (GO): protein dimerization activity
Source: RefSeq, a predicted model, not a curated record
AUGACGGUGUCGGAGUGGGGCCCGGCCUACCAGCCAGGUGUCGGCCUCAGUGAGGAUCUCCUUGCAAGGGAAGUAUCUCUCGCCAUGGAAGCGUUGGCGUCUCCGUGCUAUUCCGACAUGGGAGUGGAUCAGAGUUUCUUCCGUCAGUGGGAGUUGAGUGCUUUUGAUCUUCUCGGUGCGCAACAACUGGAAGCGGCUUUUGGGCGAGAUUUGGAUCAGUCUCCCUCAUCCGAAAGCUACACCUCCUACCCUUCCUUCCAUCCGGCGGCCAGCACCGAAAGGCCCAAUAAGAUCGCCAAGACCAGCAGCUGGAGUUCUUGCACCACCUCGUGUCCAAGAAUUCUGUCAUUUGGCAACCCGGAAUCGCCCAUCUGUCUUGCUGCGACGGUGAAGCCGAAAGAAGAGAUGGAAGCCUUGAUCCUCGGACAAGGGGCCAAGAAGGUAAGCACGGGGGCUAAACCCGCCGCUCAGAACCAGGAACACAUCAUGGCGGAGAGGAAGCGACGAGAGAAGCUCAACCAGCGAUUCAUAGCGCUGUCUGCAGUAGUUCCUGGCUUGAAGAAGACGGACAAGGCUUCCGUUCUUGGCGACGCCGUCGAGUACCUGAAGCGGCUCCAGGAGAAGGUCAAGUCCCUGGAAGAUCGAGUAUCGAAGAGGAACGUGGAGGCGGCAGUCCUCGUGAAGAGGUCGCAGCUAUGUGCUGAUGAUGAUGAUGAUGAUGGCUCCCCCGGCGAUGAGAGCUUCAUCGAAGGCCAAGGAGGCCAGUCCCUUCCGGAGAUCGAGGCCAGGGUGUGCGAGAAGGCUAUCCUGAUCAAGAUCCACUGCGAGAACCGGAAAGGAGUGCUGGUGAAAGCUCUCUCCGAGAUCGAGACGCUCCACCUUCGCGUGAUGAACACCAGCGUCGUGCCCUUCUCUGGUUCUUCUCUCGACAUCACCGUGGUGACCCAGAUGGAAGAGGGAUUCUCCAUGACAGCCAAAGACCUGGUGAAGAAGCUGAACUCGGCUUUCAGACAAUUCAUGCGAUGA